Molecule: messenger RNA, 3602 nt
Organism: Ochotona princeps (American pika)
Lineage: Eukaryota; Metazoa; Chordata; Mammalia; Lagomorpha; Ochotonidae
Gene: ZNF324
Product: zinc finger protein 324
Exons: 4
Coding region: 587-2230 (547 amino acids)
Biological process (GO): central nervous system development; regulation of transcription by RNA polymerase II
Cellular component (GO): nucleus
Molecular function (GO): RNA polymerase II cis-regulatory region sequence-specific DNA binding; DNA-binding transcription factor activity, RNA polymerase II-specific
Source: RefSeq, a predicted model, not a curated record
GUUCCCCACGUCGUGGCUCACGCGACGCCCAGUACGUUACCCAGAAGGCCUCUUGCCAUGCCCAAUGAGAGUCCAGGAAGGGCAUUUGUGGGCGGGCCUUACCGACGCUCGCCCAAUGGUAGCGCUGGUGGGGCGGGACUUCUAGUGGGUUCUGACCCGGAGCCUUCGGUAAUUCGCUGUUCAGUCAGCACCUGAAGAAAGGAUCUCCUGACCGGGCGACUCUCCCAGCCCACGAACGCGGGAGCCCGUGAGAUUUCGCCUUUGUGGCCUGGAAAGCGCCCUGACCGCCAUGAAUGUCUCUUGAUUGGUAUGUGUGGCCGCCGAGCCUUCCGCGUGUUGGCGUCCUCCAGGACCUCCGACGGAGCCUGAUCCCGGGCCCGCGGCGCCCUCGAGUCGUGACUGCUGUAUGGAGCGGGAGAAAGGAGGUUCAGAAAGCCGCCAUGUCCAGGUCUUAAUCCAGCGUAUGGCCAGGCUGCCGUCAGGGCGGACAGACGAGGCACAGAUGAGGGAGGGUCCCCUGGUCUUCCCUGUACGCUGACCACCUCCAGCUGAGAAGUCCCCGCGGAGUCUGCGUUCCUAGAGCCCGAUGGCUUUCGAGGAUGUGGCCGUGUACUUCUCCCAAGAGGAGUGGAGUCUCCUGGAUACAGUGCAGAGAGCCCUGUACCGUCAGGUGAUGCUGGAGAACUUCGCCCUCGUGGCUUCCCUGGGACUCUCUGCUUCCCGACCUCAUGUGGUUGUCAAGCUUCAGCGUGGUGAGGAACCCUGGGUCCCCAGUGGGAUGGCUAUGACCUCAGCCAGGAACCCACAGAAAAGGCUCAGUCCUAGUUCCCGACGUCCAGCAGAGAACAGAGAUGCUUCUGGAAAAGCAGCACUGCCAACAGCUUACCUCAGUAGCCUCCCUGGAGCAUCUUCUAGUGCCCUGCCCACUGCUGGUGCCUGGCACGCUGCAGGAAUUCAGGAGAGAAAACCCUCAGGGGUAUCGGUGAUCUACUGGGAAAGGCUUCUGCUAGGCUCAGGCAGCGGUGAUGCCCGCGUCAGCCUGCGACUGACCUCGCCCCUGAGUGCUCCUGGGGGCGGCACGUCCAGGGGCUUGGCCCCUGCAGACUGUCCCACCCCAACCUCUGAGCGCCAGAAGCGAUUCCCACAGCCAUGCUCUGGGCCAGCUUUCCCAAGUGUUCCAGCCUUUGAUGCUGGUCGUGCCAGAGGGGAACACAGAACGGUGGGUGCUACUUGGCAUGAACUUCAGAGAGUUCCGGAUGGCCAGGAUCCCCCAACAUGGCAGGAGCUGGGUGAGGCCCUCCACCCUGGCUCCGGCAGCCACCCUGGGGAGAAACCCUUUGAAUGCCGCGCAUGUAGCAAAGUGUUUGUGAAGAGUUCCGAUCUUCUCAAGCACCUGCGCACGCACACUGGGGAGCGGCCAUAUGAGUGUGCCCAGUGUGGCAAGGCCUUCAGCCAGACGUCACACCUGACGCAGCACCAGCGCAUCCACAGUGGUGAGACGCCCUAUGCGUGCCCAGCGUGCGGCAAGGCUUUCCGCCACAGCUCCUCGUUGGUACGGCACCAGCGCAUCCACACGGCUGAGAAGUCCUUCCGCUGCGGUGAGUGUGGCAAGGCCUUCAGCCACGGCUCCAACCUCAGCCAACACCGCAAGAUUCAUGCUGGUGGGCGGCCCUAUGCCUGCGCACAGUGCGGCCGCCGCUUCUGCCGCAACUCUCACCUAAUCCAGCACGAGCGCACGCACACAGGCGAGAAGCCAUAUGCGUGCACCCUGUGUGGCGCUGCCUUCAGCCAGGGCUCAUCGCUCUUCAAGCAUCAGCGCGUGCACACUGGCGAGAAGCCCUUCUCUUGUGGGCAGUGCGGCCGCGCUUUCAGCCACAGUUCCAAUCUGACACAGCACCAGCUACUGCACACUGGUGAGCGACCCUUCCGCUGUGGAGACUGUGGCAAGGCCUUUGCCAAAGGCGCCGUGCUGCUCAGCCACCGGCGCAUCCACACUGGUGAGAAGCCCUUUGUGUGUACACAGUGUGGCCGUGCCUUCCGCGAGCGCCCAGCUCUCUUCCACCACCAGAGGAUCCACACAGGGGAGAAGACAUCACAGCGGCCCAGGAAUGGCCCACGCCCCCAGGCCAGGCCUCCUCCUGGGGCGUCAUUUGAUGGUGUACCCCGGAAAGAAGCCGAGGGCACUCCCCCUCCCUGCCCACCAGCAGCUCCGAAACCAGCUGAAACUUGAGGUCACAGCACCAGAUGUCUGCCUUCUCUGAAUCCCUUCUAAGGCUACACAGGGCCAUGACCAUGGAAAGAAGCCUUGUGCACGUGAGUCUGGGGUGAGAGGACUCGAGCGGUGCAAGGGUUUGUCACUUCAGCCACCGCAGAUCGUACCUUCCCCCAGAGGUCAUUUUGCAGAAACAACAAGGCUGUGCUCCUGGCAGCUGGGACUUGGGAGGGGCAGAAUCCACAGAGUCACAGUGGCUGACAAUGGCAACCCAUCUUGAUGGUGCCACUUUGAGUGGGUGGCAUGGUGAGGAUGAUGAGUGAUAGUGUGGAGCACGGACAACCCAGAGAAGUUUCUCACAUUUGCAUACAGACGCUGGGCAGGAUGCUGGGGAUAUUACCCACAGGCCUCUGUUCAUCCAAGGCUCCCUAUGUGCUAGCCCAGGAGAUAGGGUACUAGCCUCAGGCAGGUAACUGGCUCUGAGCUGGGAAGAAGAUUCGGGAACACCCUUUGGGUUGGCAGACCCCCUGACAGGGGGAUCCUAGUGACAGCCAAAGCUGCUCUACCUUUUGGGCUUCUCUUGACAGCCCUGUGAGGUGACCGCCAUGGCUGCAACUCCCUGUAUCCACAAGGAGGAAGCAGGAACCCAGCUGGACUGGCUCAGAGCCUCCCUGUGUGCAGCUUAAAUCUGCCAUGGAUGAGGCCCUGGCCUGGCUCUCAGGAUGCACAGCAGGCCCUCAAAGGAACUUGUGAUUCUCAGCAUUAGGAAAGCAACAUUGAGAAGGACGGCUCCUGAUGACACUGUCACCUUUUCACCCACUCCUUCGUGGUGGACAAGCCCUCAUCCCACCUCUGGUUACCAAAGUCAGUGUUAAGGAACCUUUACUUCCAAGUGUUGGUUAUAGCUUUGGAGGAGACAAGAGAACGCUCAUUUUUUGCUGGGUUUGGUGGCCAUGUGCCCACCUCUUCUCAACCUAAUGGGAAGGUGGACAGAGCUGAAGGAGGAGGACUUGCCAUUACCUAAGACCAUGUCUCUUGCCCAUCUGAAAUAGCCCCUGUGUAAGGGCCCCAAGUGAUGAGAACCGAAGAGCAGAAGGGUCCAGUUUGCUUCCUGUGGCCUUCAGCAGACCCAACCUGGGGCCUCACCUCCAGGGAUAUUAGUGACCAUACUAGAGAAAAACACAAUCCACUAGUAUUUGACUUGGAAUGGAGGUAAGAUAACCUUAGCUUCCUCUUCUCAACUUCAGGGCAUGGUUCUAAUUUUCACAAGAAUUUAAAGAGGCUUUCUUAAAGAUUUCUUGUUAAUGUUAUUUUGUGAACAGUAACAGUCUGUCUUUUGUUUCACUUUUACGCAACGCAGAUAAUAUUAAAUGAAUGUAUGCAGACAUAC